Molecule: messenger RNA, 690 nt
Organism: Paramecium pentaurelia
Lineage: Eukaryota; Ciliophora; Oligohymenophorea; Peniculida; Parameciidae
Source: the annotation of a GenBank genome assembly
AUGCUUAAGUCCAUUACAGAAUUGUACGAUCAAGAAUUGUCAAAAUUUGUUCAAUCUAAUCAAAAUUUAGACAGCAAAUCAAAUAUUACUUAUAAUGUAGUUCUGUUGAUGACCAAUAAAAGGGUUUUUUUAGAAGUGAUAUCAAGUAGCGUUGCCAACCUUCAUAAAAACAUCUGAAAAUUACUAGAAGUCAUAACAUCAGCCCUAGUAUAGGCUAAUAUGAAGUCUCAUACAAAGGUCUUGAUUCUCAUAGAUAUCAAGUCAAUUUUGGUAGCCCUAGAAAUGUACUAAGAUCUACAGAUGAGAUGCCAAGAACUUUCAGGACAGGUCCUUUAAACAAUCAAUUGAAAUAGCAUUCUAUAAAGGGAGGAACUGAUUUUGAAAAAUAAGUUAGUAGAGAAUAGAUGUAUUUGAUCAGAGGUUGGUUAAAAUUUGAUAAGAGUAUGCGUGCACCAAAAAGAUCUUUGGAGGAAAAAUUGCGUUAACUUGAAGUUGGUUAAGAAGCUUUACUUAAAUUUCCAUCUAUAGAUGUAAAGGAAAAUCCAUUAUUAUAAAUGAAAGUUUCUCAUUUACCUUAUGAUUAUGAAAAAAUGAGAUAAAUUAGCAGAUAAUACCUGUAUAUAUUUUAAUUCUUAUUCAAGACAAAAAUAUCAUAUUAAAGAAUCAGCAUUAAGAUUCUAUAGUCCAUGA